This is a messenger RNA of Aspergillus versicolor CBS 583.65, 1542 nucleotides long. RefSeq names its product glycoside hydrolase family 71 protein. Gene Ontology annotation, biological process: mating projection tip cell wall disassembly. Bases 1 to 1542 code for a protein of 513 amino acids. The record is from RefSeq and is a predicted model, not a curated record. Gene Ontology annotation, molecular function: glucan endo-1,3-alpha-glucosidase activity. The transcript has 4 exons. NCBI's taxonomy places the organism in Eukaryota, Fungi, Ascomycota, Eurotiomycetes, Eurotiales, Aspergillaceae.
AUGAUGCAUCUGAAGACCCUCGUCCUAGCCCUAGCGGCAAGCGCCGCAGCGUUUCCACAGCUCAACACCCCAAAUACUCACAAGAACGUGCGGCAAACCAAUGAAACUGACACUGGUAGACUCGUAUUCUGUCAUUUCAUGGUUGGCAUUUCAGGUAACCGCCAAAGCGCCUCCGACUAUGACGCCGACAUGCAGCAAGCAAAAGACCUCGGAAUUGACGCAUUCGCACUGAAUAUCGGCAUGGACGAGUCCACCGACGCCCAGCUAGGCUAUGCCUACGAGUCCGCCGCAAAUAACGACAUGAAGGUCUUCAUCUCGUUCGACUUCAACUGGUACACAACCGACCAGGCAGCGGCCGUCGGGUCCAAGAUCGCAGAGUACGCGGACAAGCCGGCACAGCUGAAGGUUGAUAACAAGGUAUUCGUCUCUUCGUUUGCUGGGGAUGGCGUCGACGUGGCGACGAUCAAGUCUAGUGCUGGCACGGACAUCUUCUGGGCGCCGAACUACGAACCCGGCAACGGAGACUUUAAUGAUGUGGACAGCGCUCUGAAUUGGAUGGCUUGGGAUAAUGAUGGCAACAACAAGGCACCGAAGGAGGGAGCCAAUGUGACUGUUGCGGAUGGGGACCAGGCGUAUACAGAUGCCCUGGGAGAGAAGCCCUACCUUGCCCCUGCAUCUGGCUGGUUCUACACACACUUCGGAGGCGAGGUGUCGUAUAGCAAGAACUGGGUGUUCCCUGGCGACCUGCUGUGGUACAAUCGCUGGCGAGAGAUACUGGAGCUGGGUCCCCGGUUUGUGGAAAUCAUCACUUGGAACGACUAUGGCGAGUCGCACUACAUCGGGCCUCUGUCGUCGCCUCACACCGAUGAUGGAGCUUCGAAGUGGGUAAUGGAUAUGCCGCACGGUGGCUGGCUGGAGAUGUCCCGUCCUUUCAUCGCCGCGUACAAAGCAGGCCAGACAUCGCCCGACGAGUAUAUCCAGGAUGAGAAGCUGAUUUACUGGUACCGGCCCACGCCCAAGGACGUCGAGUGCGACGCAACCGACACCACGAUGGGUGGAAACCCUGACAACUCGACAGGGAACUUCUUCCGCGGCCGACCCGAUGGAUACGAUGUCAUGCAGGAUGAGGUCUUCGUCGUCUCGCUGCUCAAAUCACCUGCUACAAUCCAGGUCACAUCCGGCGACAAUGAGGAGAGCUUCGAGGCAGAAGCCGGAGCGGGCGCCUUUGCUGCGAAGAUGGGCGUUGGGAAGCAGACUUUCUCGAUUGUCCGCAAUGGCGAGACAGUUUCGUCUGACACCAGCUUGAAGGACAUCGUGGGCGAGUGUAUUUGCGGCAUCUACAACUUCAAUGCGUACGUUGGGGUUGUACCGCCUGAGUCGACUGUUGACCAGCUUGACUCGACGGGGCUUGAGUUGCUGUCGGAGGGAUUGAAGGCCCCCUGUCCGACUAAUACCUUGGGAGGUGGCUCAGGCGGUUCUUCUGCUGCUCCUACUCAGACUGGUUCCAGUACUCCCACUCCUACUUCCCCGGCAUAUCUAUAA